ACAAGCCCACAGGAAAAUAAAGGAAUUAUUGUGUGGCUGCCUUUUUGAUAAAAAAAAACCAUCCCGUCUUCGCCCACUAUGCGGAGGCUUAGCAAUAGCAGCGGAGUUCACAUACGUCGUGUGUAAGGGGUAUUUUAUGGAAGGGGGACGCGGGAGAGGCUGUGAGGCUGAGGAGUCGGGGCAUCAGCUGAGCUGGAGAGAGGAGCGUUAGCAAGCUAGCCUUCGUGACAGAAACGGUUAUAACGGAGCAGCGACUUUUCGCUGGUUCACUUCAGUCAUCAUGACAACAAAUGGUAACAGUUUAACACCUGCGGUGGGAGAGAUCAUUCAGUUAAAUGUCGGCGGGAAGAGGUUCAGCACCUCCAGACAGACUCUGAUGUGGAUCCCAGACUCUUUCUUCUCAAGUUUACUGAGUGGAAGGAUAUCCACUCUUCGUGAUGAAACUGGAGCUAUAUUUAUUGACAGAGACCCAACAGCUUUUGCACCAAUACUGAAUUUCCUCCGAACCAAAGAACUGGACCUGCGGGGUGUCAACAUCAGCGUCCUGCGACAUGAAGCUGAGUUUUAUGGGAUUACUCCUUUAGUGCGGCGCCUGCUAUUGUGUGAGGAACUGGACCGCUCAUCAUGUGGUAGUGUUCUCUUCCAUGGUUACCUGCCACCCCCAGCCAUCCCCGCCCGAAAGUCAAGCCCUGCCUCGGCAGCUUCCGGCUCUGCCCCGGAUGAGCGGCCAGGCCCUAGUGGGGCAGAGGGCUUCACCCGUGUUGGCCCUCUUCUUCACCCAUCCUUCUCUGGUUCACCUGGAACAGAUGACAGCAACAAACUGGGGCCCAUGGUUGACCCUAGGAAGGUGCUGAUUAUAGCAGGACACCACAACUGGAUUGUAGCAGCCUAUGCACACUUUGUCAUCUGUUACAGGAUAAAGGAAUCAUCUGGAUGGCAGCAGGUGUUUUCCUCUCCCUACCUUGACUGGACCAUUGAACGUAUUGCACUCAAUGCUAAGGUGGUGGGUGGCCCACAUGGAGACAAAGACAAGAUGGUGGCUGCUGCCUCUGAAAGCAGCAUCAUUCUCUGGAGCAUCCAAGAUGGCGGCAGCGGUAAUGAGAUAGGUAUUUUCAGUCUUGGUGUACCCGUUGACGAUCUCUUCUUCAUCGGGAACCAGCUGGUGGCUACAAGUCAUACAGGAAAGGUUGGAGUGUGGAAUGCUGUCACACAACAUUGGCAGGUUCAAGAUGUAGUUCCAAUCACCAGUUGUGACACAGCAGGAUCCUUCCUGCUACUGGGUUGCAACAAUGGCUCGAUCUACUACAUAGACAUGCAGAAAUUUCCGCUGAGGAUGAAAGAUAAUGAUCUUCUGGUGACUGAGCUUUAUCAUGACCCUUCAAAUGAUGCCAUCACUGCACUGUCUGUCUACCUCACACCUAAAACCAGUGUGAGUGGGAACUGGAUAGAGAUAGCCUACGGGACUAGUAGUGGAGCAGUGAGAGUGAUCGUGCAACACCCGGAGACAGUAGGAUCAGGCCCCCAGCUCUUUCAGACAUUCACUGUGCACAGGAGCCCAGUGACAAAGAUCAUGCUGUCUGAAAAACAUCUGGUAUCAGUGUGUGCGGACAACAACCACGUACGGACAUGGACGGUGACCCGGUUCAGAGGGAUGAUCUCCACACAGCCAGGCUCCACCCCUCUAGCUUCCUUUAAGAUACUGUCUCUGGAGGAGGCAGAGUCUCAUGGGAGCUACUGCUCUGGGAACGAUAUAGGUCCUUUUGGAGAGAGAGAUGAUCAGCAGGUUUUCAUCCAGAAGGUGAUCCCCAUUACCAACAAACUGUUUGUGAGGCUCUCAUCAACUGGAAAAAGGAUCUGUGAGGUGCAGUCAGUGGAUGGGACCACCAUCACUUGCUUCAUGGUACGGGAGUGUGAGGGUUCCAGUCGAAUGGGGUCCCGACCUCGCCGCUAUCUGUUCACUGGUCACGGCAAUGGCAGCAUCCAAAUGUGGGACCUGACCACUGCUAUGGACACCGCCAAUAAAGCAGAAGAGAGGAAGAAAGAGGAAAUAGGUGGACCUACAGAGGAGGAGCUGCUACAGCUGCUGGACCAGUGUGACUUGAGCACCUCCCGCUGUGCAACACCGAACAUUAGCCCAGCGCCCUCCGUGCUACAUCACACACGCCUCCGAGAGUCCUGCUCGAGUCUGCAGUUACAGGCCCAGGAACCUAUUCCUGAGACUCAAGCUACUUACGGAGCCGUGCGACCCUACAGAGAGAGCCCCCUGCUGGCCCGUGCUCGUCGAACUGAGUCCUUCCACAGCUACCGAGACUUCCAGAACUUCAGCCUGAGCCGAGGUCUCCUGGACAGCACAGGCCAGAUCCCUGAUGCCCGCCGCUCUCUCUGUGACUUUGGGCCUGAAGACAGUGAGAGGAGAGCCUCAGUCAUGGAGUUGUGGGCUUCCCGCACCAGCAGCACAAGCUGUAAUACAACGGCUGCCACUGCUGGUGGUGUUUCUGUCACAAAAGUUGAAUCCAGUCAAGAAUCUGCACGUCAGCCUCCGGACAGCCCAAUUCCGGGAGGUGAUGUCAGGCGAAAGGUGCAUCCUCAGCCAGAAGAAGGAGAGGGUGCUGGUUUGGGAGGAGAUGCGGGGAAGGCUGAUGGAGGUGUGAAGAAGAGGGGAGUACUAGAAGGAGGCUUUCUAGGGAGAAAGAGGGCUCCUCCAGUUCCACACCUCACCUCUGUCCCCUCUGGAUCAGAAGGCGGUGGCAGCGACUCAUCUUCAAAUGCCUCUCCUUCCCCAACCAAACUGUCCACCUCGCCACGACACAGGAAGCUGGCACCUGAGCCAUCCAGUCAGGACAGCAGCCUGUGAGGGCACCUUUUCUGUUGCUCUCAGUGGAAGUUAUCUUGUGGAGAUACAUCCUGUAGGCGAUCAUGAUGGCAGACUAUAAGACCAAAAGAGGAACGCAAAGCCUGCAGCAGAGUGGCAUGGUGGUUAGCACUGCUGCCUCACAGUAAGAAGAUUCAACCAUCUGGCCGGGGCCUUUCUCCGUGAAGUUUGCAUGUUCUCCCCGUGUCUGCGUGGAUUCUCACCAGGUAC
Archocentrus centrarchus (flier cichlid) is the source of this 3082-nucleotide messenger RNA. RefSeq names its product potassium channel tetramerization domain containing 3 (gene kctd3). Gene Ontology annotation, molecular function: protein binding. The transcript is spliced from 19 exons. The record is from RefSeq and is a predicted model, not a curated record. The coding region runs from base 281 to 2854 and encodes 857 amino acids. Gene Ontology annotation, biological process: protein homooligomerization. Lineage: Eukaryota; Metazoa; Chordata; Actinopteri; Cichliformes; Cichlidae.